AAACAAACCAAACGUUAGCUAGCUGCGUUAGCUCUGGUGGAGUUAGCUGGAAGAUGAUGGUGUUGUUGUUGCGUAGUUAAAUAUCUCAGUUAUAAUUAAACAACCAUGUCUUCAGUGGAGUAUCUGAGAGAGUUUGUCAACGAGCGACUAACUGCUGCUGCUGAAGAAAUAUUCGGAGUUUUUAAAAGAACCAUCGUCGAGUACGAAGAAGUGAUCGACCGUCAGCGCAGACUGUUGGAUAUCGUUUGGAAACCUGAAUUAAAGUUACACAGGACAGAGCUCCCACAGCAGCAUGUCUGUAAGGAGGAGGAGGAUGAGGAGGAUGAGGAAGACCUUGCUGAGCAGCAGCUCUUUAUUCAGGAGAUGAACUCCAGUGUGGACCAAGAGGAGCCAGAGCCUCCAUUGAUUAAAGAGGAAGAGGAGGAAGUGUGCAGCAGUCAGGAGGAAGAGCAGCUUGUACUGAAGCAGGAGACUGAUGGCUUCAUGUUGAUUCCUCCUUAUGAGGAAAGUGACCACAGUGAAGCAGAACCAAACACUAACUACCAGCCCCUCUCUCACAACUCUCAUGUCACUGAGAGCCAAGAUCAGGUUGGAGGCGAGCAAGAAGACUCAGGAUCACCUGGGAAUACAGAGCUUCAACCAAAGAAAAGACAUCUUGAAAGUAGUUGUCACAGUAACAAUGUAAACAACUCAAAGACUCAGUGUGACACUCACACAGGUAAAAGGUUUAAGUGUGAGACAUGUGGGAAAGCUUUUAAGUUUAAGUCCCAGUUGCAUGCACACAUGAGACAACACACAGGUGAGAAGCCAUUUUCAUGCAAAACAUGUGGGAAAAGAUUCAGUGACAAGUCAGUUUUGAACACUCAUGAAAAAAUCCACACAGGUGAGAAGCCGUAUUCUUGCACAACAUGUGGAAAAGAUUUCCUGUAUUAUAGUGGCUUGUUGUACCAUCUAAAAAUCCACACGGGCGAGAAGCCGUUUACAUGUAAAACAUGUGGGGGAGCUUUUAGAUCGAGCAGUAACUUGAAAAGCCACAUGAGAAUCCACACAGGUGAGAAGCCGUACCUUUGCAAGACCUGCGGCGUAAGUUUCUGUGACUUGUCCACAUUGAAAAGGCAUGUAAGAGUCCACACAGGUGAGAAGCCACAUUCUUGCCAAGUCUGUGGGAAAAGGUUUUCUCAGAUAUCUGUACUGCGCGCUCAUGUAAGAGUCCACACAGGUGAGAGGCCAUAUACAUGUAAAAUAUGUGGGAGAGCUUUCGGACGUAGUGCUCACUUGAAAGUCCACGUGAGAAGUCAUACAGAUGAGAAGCAGUGUAGUUGUUGCGUAGUUAAAUGUUUCAGUCAUAAACGGGAAACCAUGUCUUCAGUGGAGUAUCUGAGAGAGUUUGUCAACAUCCGACUAACUGCUGCUGCUGAAGAAAUAUUCGGAGUUUUUAAAAGAACCAUCGUCGAGUACGAAGAAGUGAUCGACCGUCAGCGCAAACUGUUGGAUGUCGUUUGGAAACCCGACAUAGAGGUUAACAGAAUAGAGCUCCCACAGCAACAUAUCUGUGCGGAGGAGGAGGGGGAGGAGGACAGGGAAGAGGAGGAGGAGGGUCACGCUGACCAGCAGCUCCGCAUUCAAGAGAGGAAUUCCAGUGUGGACCAAGAUGACCCAGAGCCUUCACUGAUUAAAGAGGAACAGGAGGAACUGUGCAGCAGUCAGGAGGGAGAGCAGCUUGUACUGAAGCAGGAGACUGAUGGCUUCAUGUUGAUUCCUCCUUAUGAGGAAAGUAACCACAGUGAAGAUCACACUCCCAGCUUCAAUUCUGAUAACAGUUCAGCAGGAACUGUAGUGAAAGUAAUAGUUGUGAACUCUCCAGCUUCAGAAUCAAACAGCGACCACCGGCUGCUCUCUCACAGCUCUCAUGUCUUUGAGAGCCGAGAUCAGGUUGGAGGCGAGCAUGGAGACUCACCUGGGAAUGCAGAGCUUCAACCAAGACUUCAUGAAAGUAACAGCCACAGCAACAAUGUGUACAACUCUACCAUGUCAGAUAAUACUCACAUGGGUGAAAAGUCUUUCAAAUGUGACACUUGUGGGAAAGCUUUCAAGUUUAAGUCCCAGUUACACAUACACCUGAGAAUCCACACAGGUGAGAAGCCAUUUUCUUGCAAAACAUGUGGGAAAGAUUUCCGGUAUAACAGUCACCUGAGAGUCCACAUGACAACACACACAGAUGAUAAGCCGUACUGUUGCACAAUAUGCGGGAAAGAUUUCAGAUACAACAGUCACUUGAUUGUCCACAUGACGACACACACGGGUGAGAAGCCGUACUCCUGCGAAAUAUGCGGAAAAGAUUUCCGACACAGCAAUCGCCUGAAAGUCCACAUGAGAAUGCACACGGGUGAGAAGCCGUACCUGUGCAAAAUCUGCGGGAACAGAUUCUAUGAGAUGUCCGCAUUGAAAAGGCACAUUAUAAUCCACACAGGUGAGAAGCCUUUUGCUUGCAUAACAUGUGGGAAAGCUUUCGGACGUAAAGGUCAGCUGACCGUCCACGAGUAUUCACACAGGAGAGAAGACGAAACUUUGCAAGAACUCAUGAAGUGAGGAGAAACGUACCUGAUAGAGCACCUGAAGAUCAAAAUACACAGGAGGAACCAUCGAGCUGACACUGCUGUGGAGACAUUUUCACGAACUAGAUAUAUACGCUUCCUCAUUGAGAGGAGGUCACAAUAUUUUUGAAGCAGUAAAUUUCCAAAUAUGCCAUCAACUUUUGCUAAACUAACCCUUAUUUCUAUUUGCAACAUUAUUUAAUUGAAACAGUUAUAAUCUAUCUGAAAAAAACUGUUCCGCAUAGUGUGCAUCAUUUCUACAGUUAAAUGAAUCCUUUCUGUCUUUCUUCUGACUUUUUAUAUAUGUGUAUAAUUUUUCUACACUACCUCAGUUACAUGAGUGGACUGUGAACUCUCUGAUGUUGAAGUUGAGGCUGUGAAAUCCUCUCUGCUCAUAUAUUCAACCUGCCAACUGUAGACUUGAUUAUGCCUCUGCGCUGGCCGUGGCCGGAGGCAUUAUGUUUGCAGUUUGUCCGUCCAUCUGUUCGUACGUACAUCCGUCCUGUUCUCGUGAACACGUCUUGGACUCAAGGAUGAACUGAUUAGAAUUCGUGAUCAAAGGUCGAGGUCAGUGUGACCUCGUGCGUCCAUAUUUGUAAAUGCAAUCCUUCAAUGGCCUUGAGGGAGCUAACUUAAAUUUGGCACAACCGUCUACUUUGACUAACAAUGAACUGAUUAGAUUUUAGCGCUCAAAGGUUACGUUGACCUCGUCUGUCUCAUUGUUGUGAACGUGUUAUCUCAAGAAAACCUUGAGAUUUCUUCAGAUUUGGUACAAAUGUCCACUUUGACUCAAGAAUUAACUGACUAGAAUUAGUAGUCACAGGCAGUGGUUCCCAACUGGUCUGGCCCCAGGGUGCAGAUUUCUCCUCAGUCAUUAGUUCAAGGUCCACGCAUUUUAAGACACUGAGCGUUCGUUCAGCCACUUCAUCAAGCUAGUUUGCUGUGUCUGUUGAGAAGCUGUUUGCUAAGUCACUCAAUCUACAGCAGGAAAUGGCACAAAAUAAAAGCUCUGUGCUGGAAGUUCGCUAUACUUAAAAAUAAUGUGUUUUUUACAAACUUGACAUGUUUGUGAGUCACUUGCGGUCCAUUCAGAAUCGACCCGCGACCCACUUUUGGACCAGGACCCACCAGUUGGGAACCACCGGUCAAAGGUAUCUGUGACCUCACAAAACAUCUCAACAAUUUUGAUGCCAAUUAUGACCAAAUUUCACAUAAAUGUCUAAUGGAAUAAAAUGAUAAAGCGAUGAUGUUUUAUAUCCAAAAGGUCAAAGGUUAACUUCACUGUGACAUCAUAAUGUUCUGCAAAAACACCAUUUCUGCCCUUUAUUCAACAUCUUAUCUCAGGAACAGAUGGAGAGACAUUUGCUCAGAUACUGAAUUUGUGACACUAAUCUUGUAACUGCUGAUUGUAUAGAUCGUCUCUGAAGAAGAUGUGUGUGAAGCUUUGAAUGCAUGUUUUUACAGACAUGGAUAUAAACUGUGACUGCAACUCGACUGGUCUGCAGAGGCAUAAAACUGCAAGGCUGUAAUUAUUGUUUUUGUCCGCAGCGUGGCAUCUAUAUUAUACAGAGGGAUGUCGUAUGCUGUAAAGCCCUGUGAGGCAAAUUGUGAUUUGUGAUAUUGGGCUUUAUAAAUAAAAUUGAUUGAUUGAUUGAUUGAUAUUUUGAUGUAUUUUGUGAUUAUGUUAACGCGAUACAAUUUUUGUUUUUUUUUAGAUUUUUGAAGUGACACAAACACAAAUUGUGGGUUAUAUACCACAUGGUGCUGUCAGUGAAUCAACCUGCUGGGCAACGCAAUGGUGUUUUCUGAUCUCAUGUAUGUAUUCUAACAAACAAGCUUUUUAUGUUGAUGAUUUAAUAAUUCCAGAUUCACCCUGAGGACUAAAAUUCUGUUCAUGGAGGCUGCGGAUGGGUGUGACUGACAUCAGAGAUAAAAGUAAUCGUACUGAAGAAGAGUUGAUUUCAGAGUGUUAAGUUGUUAUGUGCAAGAGGUGUUUUAGUGUUGCAGCUCAACUGCAGGAAUGUUAAGUAUUUUCUGUUGUUUGAUCACCUCAUAUUGAACAAACAUGGAGGAAUGUAACUACAUGUAAUUGAGUGCUUUAUGAAUGUAAAACAAGGUCAAUGUCAGACGGCCCAGACUGCAUGUAAAUUAUACAUAAAUAUGAAAUCUGGAACACUUCUAAUUAAUAAAAAAAUCAUUUUGGAGGUA
This is a messenger RNA of Epinephelus moara (kelp grouper), 4802 nucleotides long. RefSeq names its product zinc finger protein 436-like. Gene Ontology annotation, molecular function: RNA polymerase II cis-regulatory region sequence-specific DNA binding; DNA-binding transcription factor activity. The record is from RefSeq and is a predicted model, not a curated record. Gene Ontology annotation, biological process: regulation of transcription by RNA polymerase II. The transcript is spliced from 4 exons. Bases 106 to 2589 code for a protein of 827 amino acids. Lineage: Eukaryota; Metazoa; Chordata; Actinopteri; Perciformes; Serranidae.